Quercus robur (English oak) is the source of this 2625-nucleotide messenger RNA. Its product is annotated as B3 domain-containing protein REM19-like. The record is from RefSeq and is a predicted model, not a curated record. The coding region runs from base 1793 to 2326 and encodes 177 amino acids. Gene Ontology annotation, molecular function: DNA binding. The transcript has 2 exons. Lineage: Eukaryota; Viridiplantae; Streptophyta; Magnoliopsida; Fagales; Fagaceae.
AACACAAAUACAGACUAAACCCAGAACGGCGACUCCUUCUUCACCCCUGAAGAACACCUCUGAAGAGCAAAAUCUGAAACCCAAGUAUUCAAAAGAAGAAUAACCUUGAACAAUCUCUGUGGGUUAUUGAUUGGCGAAGCUAUGGCGUUGCAGAGGCAAAUAUUGAAGAAAUCACUUGGAGAAGCCAAAGCUAAAGCAAAAGCAAAGUUUUGUAAUUACCAGAAUACCCUUCCUCUCUGCGGUUCCUUCUUCUCCACAGCUCCAUCUUCAGCUGAUUCUGAUGAUCGUUUGCCUCAUUUGCCACCAUUAGAUCACGCGCCGAGGAUGUACAAUGGUCCACGCGCCAACCAAGUCUUCCAGAAGAGAAAGAUAUUUCUUUGAUUCUCUUCUACCUUAGCUUAAAUCUUGUUAUAUUUUGAUUAUUAAUUAUUUUUUUAGUUAUUUUGGUUAAUCAUAAUGAGGGACAAUAUAUAUAUAUAUAUAUAUAUAUAGCUGGACUUGGGUUUCAGAUUUUGUUCUUCGGGGGUGUUCUUCACGGGUGGGAAGGGAGACACCGUUUUGGGUUUAGGUUUUAAAAAAAAAAUUAACUUUUUUUUAAAUUAACUUUUUUUUCUAAAAUUCAGAAAACAAAUUUAAAAUAAUUAAAGUGUAAAACGGCGUGUUUUGUAUAAGUUAACGGUACAAUUUGAUGGAUAUUAAACUGAGGAUUGAAUUGAGUAUAAUUGAAAUUUAGAAGACUAAAAUGAUAAAGGGCAAACUUCGAGUACUGAAAUGAUAAAAUCUGAAACUUAGAGGGUGAGUUUUGUAUUUUAGCUAUAUAUAUGAUUUUUGUGCUUUUGUAUGCACCAAACGGGUACCCUGGUUCUUGUUGGUCACUGACCUCUGCUUUGUAACAUAGGAAACACCUUAGAAAGUGAGAUGUAUCCAAUUAGAUAUGUGGCUAUUUCCAAUAUAUUGUUUGUCUAGUUUGAAUGUUAUGAUGGUUAGGAGUUUUGUUCAUUUAAAGUGAGUCAAAUUAAAGCCAAGUUUCUUGAUAAUGACUUGGAACUUGGAAGCAUAGUUCUGAGUUUAUUUUAUGGUAGACCAACCGAUUUUCUUAUGCAAAAUUUCAAAUAUAUAGCUAACCAAAGUUUCUGAACUCUCAAAAGAAGCCAGAGUGGUGGUCAAUGAUUAAAAUGUUGGAGAAAAUGAUGAACCAUGAGAUAGUUAAAGAGUUUCUCUAGAUCACAUGUUUUCCUUAUAACUACAUCAUUGUUGAACUUUGUGUUUGUCGAAUUUUUAUUGAUUAGAUUGUUCUGUAACUGAUUUCAUCAAGCAAUUUUGAGUAUUUGAUCAGACUAUAAACAAGGACAUUUGAUAAAACUUAGAAAUAUGGUAAAAGCCUGAAAGCCUGAUCAACCUCUAAAAUGUUUCAUUCAAGUUAUGGUUUGGUGUAGCUUUGCUGCAAAGAUCACUAUUGCAAUUGUGAUGAUCGGAAGCCAUUAAUGUAAACCUUGGAAGCACAAUUUUCUUGAUUUAAUUUUAUAUUGGAAUUAAGAAAAUGUAACUAGAUUUUGUGCCCACAGAGGCUCCCUGAAAAAGUUUGUAAGGGAACAUGGGGAUAAACUUUCUAGCGUUGCUACACUUGCUGUUCCUAAUGGCUGCACUUGGCAAGUGAGGUUGGAGAAGGCUAACAACAAUAUUUGGUUUCGUGGCAGCUGGAGGGAUUUUGUCGAGUAUCAUUCUAUCAAUUAUGGGUACUUCCUAGUCUUAAUACAAAGGGAACUCAAAAUUCCACAUUCUUGUGUUUGAUAUGACUACUACUGAGAUUAAGUAUCCAUCUAAUGGGGAUAAAAAAAGGCAGGGCAAUUUGAAUGAAAGUGAAAUGUCUACUCCACAAGAGUUGUCUGUAAGAGAGGAAGUAGAUACUGAAUUGAUCAUUAUAGAAAACCUUCCCAUGUCUUCAACAAGAGGAUCUGUGUUAUCUGGAGGAGGAAAAAGGGCAUUGCAAGCAGCCAGAAUGUUCAAGCCAAAAAAUCCUUCUUUCAUCCGUGUCAUUCCGGCAUAUAGUUUAAAACGCAAUGUUAUGUAUGUCUGUCCUGAAUUUGCAAAAAAGUAUGCUCGUGGGAAAAAAAAUGUCAAGCUUCAGGCUUCUAGUGGAAAAUGGUGGCCUUGCCAGUUUUGUUUCAAGAAUGGUACAACUUCACCCAAGACAAUCGGCAAGGGAUGGAAACCAUUUGCUAGAGACGAUGGUAUAAAGGAAGGGGAUGUAUGUGUCUUUGAGUUGAUCAACAGGAUGGAAGUUGUGCUGAAAGUUUCAAUAUUUCGCGUAACUGAGUUUGCAUGACAAGUAAAAAAACCUUCAGACUUGGACAACUUGCCUAAACUUGUGGUAGGUGAUUUUGACGUGAAACUAAACAUGGUACCUAUUUUCUUAUUGGGAUUUUGAUUACUAGAAGGACUAGGUAUCUUAAUGCCCAGAUCUUUUGGUAAGUUUUGUCUAUUUACUAGAUCUUGUUGAAAAAAAUUUGUAAUUCCAAACUAUGUUAUUAAUGCUUAAGCUAUUUUGUAAUUGCCUAUACUUGGACUGUGGAAAGCUGGGAAUUACACUCUUUGAGGAAUCAGCCUAUCAGAAGGCAAUUAGAA